Pararge aegeria (speckled wood butterfly) is the source of this 475-nucleotide messenger RNA. RefSeq lists its product as uncharacterized. The transcript has 4 exons. The record is from RefSeq and is a predicted model, not a curated record. NCBI's taxonomy places the organism in Eukaryota, Metazoa, Arthropoda, Insecta, Lepidoptera, Nymphalidae. The coding region runs from base 117 to 416 and encodes 99 amino acids.
AACAAAUAGUACUUUUUAUUUUCCUUUUUUCAAAAGCGAUUUGCAUAGAUUUUCACUUGAUUUAAAAAUUAUACUGAUAAACUCUUCCUUCUAAUCUGCAAAUAUUCAAUAUAAAAAUGAAUAAUUCUGCUGCAAAGGUUGGAGAAAUAUUUACUGAGGCAGGUGCUGCUUUCAAUAAAUUAGCGGAAAUGACAAUGAUGCUUCAUCCAAUGGCAGAAAAUCAAUCAAGUUCCCAGUCAAAAACACCUAUUAAAAAGAAAGUACAUGAGGAACGAAUGGGACCAAUUAACAGCAGCAGUUCAGGCCAGGUCACUCUUAACAUGCUAAAUGCCCCUGAAACUGAAAUGGAUGUUGAAGGAGUUGGUAAUGAUGUAAAACUGGAAUUUGAAUCAAGCACAGAAGAAGUGGCAGCUUAAAUGGUUAUAUUAUCUAGUUUAAUGAAGGUAUAAUAAUAAAAAUCUAAAAAAAAAAAUAA